GUUUGGGAGCGCCGGAGGUGCUGUAGGAAAUUUCCUUCAUCCCAGAGAAGCCGGAGUGAAGGGGGAUGGAUGCUGUACUUCAGCGAAUAAAUAGUUCUCUGCCGGCAUCGUGUAGUUUGAUGGGGAGAACAUGUACAUGGGAAUGAACGAGAACGCCCAGGAGUUUCUAUCGGCAAAUCAGACGUAUAACGGUCAGAAUGAGAAUAACGAAGACUAUGAGAUCCCUCCCAUAACGCCUCCUAACCUCCCUGACCCUUCCCUCCUGCACUUGGUGGAUCACGAAACUGGAUAUCACUCCCUGUGCCACAGCCUCCCUCCAAACAGCCUGAUACCAGCGUACCCCUACCAGAACAUGGACCUGCCGGCCAUCAUGGUCUCCAACAUGUUGAGUCAGGAUGGACAUCUUCUCUCCAGCCAGCUACCCACGAUCCAGGAGAUGGUCCACUCGGAGGCCACGUCCUAUGAGUCCAACCGUCAAGUGCCCCUGCUCAACCGCCCCGGGAUGUUAGCCGGCCCCAUGAGCGCUCUCAGCCAGUCACAGCUGAUCUCUCAGAUGGGGAUGCGGAGCGGUGUUACCCACAGUUCCCCCUCGCCCCCGGGAAGUAAGUCUGCUACACCAUCUCCUUCCAGUUCUACUCAGGAAGAGGAGACAGAGUCACAUUAUAAGGUUACUGGAGAGAAAAGACCAUCAACAGACCUGGGCAAAAAGCCCAAAAGCCAAAAGAAGAAGAAAAAGAAGGAUCCCAAUGAGCCCCAGAAGCCCGUGUCAGCCUAUGCCCUGUUCUUCAGAGACACACAAGCAGCCAUCAAAGGGCAAAACCCCAACGCCACCUUUGGAGACGUAUCGAAAAUCGUUGCGUCCAUGUGGGACAGUUUGGGAGAAGAACAAAAACAAGCGUACAAGAGGAAAACAGAAGCUGCCAAGAAGGAGUACCUGAAGGCGCUGGCAGCGUAUCGGGCCAGCCUGGUCUCCAAGAGCUCUGCUGACCAAGGGGAGACGAAAAGCGCCCAGACCAAUCCACCUUCCAAAAUGAUCCCUCCCAAGCAGCCCAUGUACCCGAUGCCACCGCAGGCUUCCUCGCCCUACCCCGGCCUGGGAUCCUUCCUGUCCCCAUCGGACCUGCAGAACUACCGUGGCCACCCCCACCCCGGCCUCCCCCGGACCCUCACCCCCCAGCAGCCCCUCCUGUCCCCCCCCAUGGCACUACAGGUACAGCCCCCCAUCAACGCCUCACCUCCUGGGCAGCAGGACUUCUCACAUAUUUCAUCUGAGUUUCCAAACAGUGUUGGACCCCGUUCGCCAGGUGCAUCGAACCCUCCGGGAAGCACCGACUGGGACAACGACUACCCCAGCAGAGAGUGUGGGAUCAACCACUGCAGCAUGCUGCCAAGGGACAAGGCACUCUACCUCACCUAAAACCCACCAUCUGGCUUUGGAGGAGGCUCAGAUGAAGGACACUGGAGAGGGUCUAUCUUACAGACUACCCCGCAGGGGCACCGAGCAAGUCGUCCGGACGAGAGAGCUACCACUGCACCUCGUCGCUGGCUUCGUUUCCAGGCUCUAAGAGCAGUUUUCUUUUCUUAUUUUUUUUUUUUUGAACUCUAAAGCCUACUUUCCGUGGAAGCCCAAAACCUCAUAGAUCAUGAAGAACAAAAAACGAAACAAAAAAAACCAUAAAAAAUAAAAAUAAAGAAAUAAAAAAGUAAAAAAAUACAAUAAAUAAACACAAAACCAACAAAAAAAAAACUAAGGACACCAUUUUUCUGCUUGCCAUCAGCUUCGCUACAGACUAUUUUCCUAGUGAACUGCUUUUAGACACAGCAUAGGCCAGGUCUGGUGUCCGACAGCAUUAGGCCAGCUCAGUAGGAGGAUGCACUCUUUUGACUUGCUAAUAAACAGCACUAAACUUUGUGCGAGAAAAAAAUGUGAAGUUUGUGUGAAUAUUGUACAUGCAAAGGCCUUGGAUGUCUGGCGAAUAAAAAAAAAAAAAAUAAAAAAUAAGAUUACAAAACUUAAAUAAAAACUAUUGCUAGGUAGGUGGGGGGAGAGAGAGCAGGAGGCAAAAUACGAGAGGAAACAAAUGUGAAAAAGAUCAUGAAAAUAUAAUUUGUUGGAUAGUUGUAAGUAGUUUACUAAGUGUUUUAGAGCUGUGCUAAAGACAUCUUUAAGAUUUUUUUGUGAAAAAAAUUAGUAGUUUACUUUAUAGUAAAAGCAUUUUAUAUUAAUUGUAGCACAUUUUUUAGUUAUACAUAGAAGGGAGAUGUGUAUAAAAAAAAACAACAAAAAAAGCCUGCCAAACUUGUUUCUAUUAUUUGUACAGCAAGAAAUGGACAAUUUAUAUCCAUGUUGUAUGGCAUUAUUAUAUUUUUUCUGCCAUAUGUCCAUCUAUUUAAAAAUUGCUGACAAUGAUUUUUGUCUAUUUAUGAAAAAUUAGAGAGCAUAAUUACCAUUUCUCAUAAGGUGCAUUUUUGGGGUUUUUUUUAUUUUUUAUUUUCUUUGACGGUACUGCUUCCGCAGCACCUGGCACAUUCGGUUCACGAUGCUUAUCUUACCUUUCUUUAUAAUAAAACAUAUGAAAAGUA
Calidris pugnax (ruff) is the source of this 2583-nucleotide messenger RNA. RefSeq names its product TOX high mobility group box family member 2 (gene TOX2). Gene Ontology annotation, biological process: regulation of transcription by RNA polymerase II. The record is from RefSeq and is a predicted model, not a curated record. Gene Ontology annotation, cellular component: nucleus. Bases 131 to 1417 code for a protein of 428 amino acids. Lineage: Eukaryota; Metazoa; Chordata; Aves; Charadriiformes; Scolopacidae. Gene Ontology annotation, molecular function: chromatin DNA binding. The transcript has 9 exons.